AUGAAGGUUCAAAAGGCCACCUUCCCAAUCCAUUCUUUCCCUGCAACACCCGACGACUCCCACCAAUUCUUUACUACUAACAUCCAACCUUUACAAAACUUGCUUGGCGAUAUCAUGUAUACUUCAAACCUUUCAGUUUCAUCAGAAAAUGGCCGUGGCAACGGUGAAGAAAUCAUUGGCGAGAUCAUUCCAGAGAAUUCCAGACAGAUAUUUGCCGCAGCGGGAAACGCGAGGCCGGUCGACCUUCCCGACCAUGAGAAUGAAUUUCUUAAGCGGAUGAUGAGGGAGAGCUUAGAAGAGAUGCUGACCGUGCCGGGAUACAUGCAACUCGCGAAGGCUCGAUCACUCAAUAUGAGCCCGAAUUUGGCGGCAGCCUUUGAGCCGAACUCAAGAGGCGUGAACUUCAGCUCGCCGAUGUUACCCGGGACGGCUGAAGAACUAGAAGGGCUUCCGACUCCCAGUGAAGACUUCAAGCGGCUGAUGACGGAGAAGCUUGAAUACGCCAUGACUUUUCCCGAGGUGAUGCACUUUGCGAAGGCCCAGGCACAACAUAGCCCCUCCCCGGCGAGUCCUCCGACUCCGAGUGCAGUGGAGAAUGAACAUGGCUCUUACCAUCCUCCAAGCCAUCCCGUUCUUCGUAGCCCAUUCAAACACCAGGACAAGCCGGUUCGCGAGCAAGAGGUUUACAACUACGUGCAAGCCCAGGACCAUCGCCCACCCCAGCCACUUUUCCACCCAGGAACUCGAUCCCACCCAUCCCAAGAACCAGAUGAAAUCUACCCAAUGGGCCUCAACCCCGACUCAUGGGAAACAUUUGAAGCCAAUCGAUAUGAGCUAAACAAUAAGCCAGUUGGCGACCUUCACGGUUACACCUACAUGCAACCCCUGAACCAUCGCCCAUCCCAUCCGAUCGUCCAUCCAGGAACUGACUCCUACUACCCACCUUCAAGCGAAUGCAAUAUCUGCGCAAUGAACCUCAUCGCCGACCGAGGUGAAGGAGUUGAAGCCAAUCAAUAUGAGCAAAGAAAUACGCACGGCCCCCAAGAUUUUGCAGAUCCAACAAUCGAUGCCAGGUUCCGUCACUUGUCUGAUACUCCGAAUCCCAGCCUAAAUUUUGCCGGAAUGGCUGAAUACGAAUAUUGA
Molecule: messenger RNA, 1143 nt
Organism: Puccinia triticina
Lineage: Eukaryota; Fungi; Basidiomycota; Pucciniomycetes; Pucciniales; Pucciniaceae
Exons: 3
Coding region: 1-1143 (380 amino acids)
Source: RefSeq, a predicted model, not a curated record